This is a messenger RNA of Cyprinodon variegatus (sheepshead minnow), 1411 nucleotides long. RefSeq names its product claudin-4-like. Lineage: Eukaryota; Metazoa; Chordata; Actinopteri; Cyprinodontiformes; Cyprinodontidae. The transcript has a single exon. Gene Ontology annotation, cellular component: plasma membrane; bicellular tight junction. Bases 82 to 711 code for a protein of 209 amino acids. The record is from RefSeq and is a predicted model, not a curated record. Gene Ontology annotation, biological process: bicellular tight junction assembly; cell adhesion. Gene Ontology annotation, molecular function: structural molecule activity.
CUACCCACCCAGUUUGCGACAGACACAUUUCUCCAGCGCGCAAGAAGAAACUACUUGAUUUGUAAAGACAACAGCUUCAACAUGGUGGCCGGUGGAAGACAGAUCCUGGGUAUGGCUUUAGGCAUAAUCGGCUUCUUGGGGGCCAUCAUCACCUGUGCCCUCCCAACCUGGAGAGUCACGGCGUUCAUCGGCGCUAACAUCGUCACCUCUCAGGUCAUAUGGGAGGGUUUGUGGAUGAACUGCGUGACUCAGAGCACAGGACAAAUGCAGUGCAAGGUUUAUGAUUCCAUGCUUGAAUUGGAUAGAGACCUGCAGGCUGCCAGAGCACUCACUAUCAUCGCCAUCCUCGUUGCAGUCAUUGGGAUCAUGCUGGGCGUCGUGGGAGGCAAGUGCACCAACUUCGUACCAGAGGAAGCUCGAAAGGCCAAAGUGGCCAUCGCCGCGGGUGUCUUCUUUAUUGUCGCAGGCUUCUUGGUCCUCAUCCCCGUCUGCUGGACCGCCAACACAAUCAUUCAGAAUUUCUACAACCCAACUCUGAUCAACGCUCAGAAGAGGGAACUUGGGGCCUCCCUUUACAUUGGCUGGGGCACUGCUGGACUGCUUUUCAUCGCUGGUGGGCUCCUCUGUAGCACCUGCCCUCCAAAGGAAGACAACUAUGAUGUUAGGUACUCCAAGGCUCGCUCUGUGGAUUCCAGCAAGGCCUACGUUUAGACCAGUAGAGAUGUGAAGAGAUACAGUAAGACUGUUGAAGAUGAGCCAGGUUCAAGCAGCUGGAACAAUCUGGAGAUCCAGACAGAAACUCUGGCAGCAAAAAUGAGCAAAAAUGAGCAAAUCAUCUAUGGUAUUCUGUAGUUUCAUACUGUCAGAAUGAUUCAUGUUGUUAAAUGUUUGGUAUUUGCUCCUCGGUUUAUAAACACAUAGAGAUGUUGUUUGUAUUAAAAAACACAGCUUUUAUGUUUCUUUAUCUUUUUUUUUUUUUUUUACUGAAAUGUAUAACUCAUAACAACAGAGCAAUCUCUACUUAUCUUUUCAAAUGUAAUUGCAUUUUAGGACUAAAUGAUUUGUAUAGUUUUAUUUCUAAAUAUUCACUCUGUAUAAUUAAAACAGUGACCUGUUAAGAUGAUUUUUCAUUCCAAAUGUCAUAAGUGCUUACAGUAACUCCAAAGAUAGCAGGAAAAAAGAGUUAAGUUAAUCUGGUUUUGCUUGUCAAUGUGAAAGAAUCUCUACAAACAGGUUGAGUGACAAUGUUUGCUGCCUGCUAAAGAAACAUGAUGAAACUAAAACAAGGUCAAAUGACAAAGCUGUUUUCAUGAAAAACUGUUUGCUUGUAGUUUAUUACGAUAGUUUGCCAAUUACUGUAACAUCUGAAAGAGAAAUACAAAAGGUUUGGAAUAAACAUAUUUACAUAAAA